This is a messenger RNA of Cucumis melo (muskmelon), 1477 nucleotides long. RefSeq names its product peptidyl-prolyl cis-trans isomerase CYP28, chloroplastic. The record is from RefSeq and is a predicted model, not a curated record. Bases 194 to 1126 code for a protein of 310 amino acids. The transcript is spliced from 2 exons. Gene Ontology annotation, biological process: protein peptidyl-prolyl isomerization. Gene Ontology annotation, cellular component: chloroplast. Gene Ontology annotation, molecular function: peptidyl-prolyl cis-trans isomerase activity. NCBI's taxonomy places the organism in Eukaryota, Viridiplantae, Streptophyta, Magnoliopsida, Cucurbitales, Cucurbitaceae.
AAAAAUAUUAUAUUUAUUUUAUUUUUUAAUUUUAAAGGAAAAAUAAAUUUAAUUGGAAAAAAGGGAAGGGCCCCACUGACUUGUCUGUGGUCAAAAACUUUCCAUUUCCUUCUACCUCCUCGCUCUCUCGCUCUCUCGCUCUCUCUCACACAUCCACAUUUCACAAUGCUCCUCCUUCACUCAUUCUCCGACGAUGGCCUUCGCUCUCCUUUCCACCUACUCCUCCUCCGCCGCCGCCAUUACCACUGCCCUCUUACCUCCACAUCACAACUAUCGCCGUUUCCGCUCCGGAGACACCACACUCCCUCGCCGCUCUCUCCUCCUUCUCUCCACGUCCCUCUCUCUCUCCACCGCCAUCAAUCCUCCUCCCUCCCCGGCUUCUCCAUCUCCAGACACCACCAUCACUGACCGCGUCUUCAUCGACUUCAGCAUUUGCCCUACCAACUUCCUCCCUAACCGUGAAUCCACCGAUGAUGGUAGCGAUUCCCUCCUCUGCUCUGAUUCCGUCCUACUUGGCCGCCUCGUGAUUGGCCUCUACGGCCAUCUCGUUCCUAUCACCGUCUCUAAUUUCAAAUCCAUGUGUACCGGAUCCUGCGGCUCCUCGUAUAAAGGCACUUUGGUUCACAAAAUCUUCCCUGGCCAAUUCUUCCUUGCUGGCCGACAGGGACGCCGUGACAAAGGAGAAGUUCGGCCGCCGUUGCAAUUGCCGAGAAAUACGGAAUCGGUGAAGUCAGAUUCGUUCUUGCUUUCGCAUUCGAGAGGCGGCGUUGUUUCUCUUUGCCUUUCGGAGAACGAUGACGAUGACGAUUUGAAGUUGGAUCCGGAUUAUCAUAAUGUGGAAUUCUUAAUCACAACCGGCCCUGGCCCCUGCCCUCAGCUUGACAGCAAGAACAUUGUCUUCGGGACUGUUCUUGAAGGACUGGAUGUUGUGGCAGCCAUAUCCUCAACUCCAACAUACAAGCCAUCUGAGAGAAUUAGGCAAUUCAAUGAUUUGGCUAAGUUUUUAGGAGAUGAAAGAGCUCAAAAUGCAAGAACAAUAUGGAACAGACCUCUCCAAACUGUUUAUAUCAGUGGCUGUGGAGAGCUCAAAGUUGCAAAGCCUUCACUAUCUCCAACUCUGCCUUAAACACAGAUCCAUUCUCAAGGUUCCAUUUCUUUCCUUUCUCAUCUUUCCAUUUGUGUUCUUUCUUCUGUGAAAAUCAAAAAUUAUAUCCCCAUGUUUUUGUUUUUUUUUUUUUCUUUUCCUUAACCAGGCCUCUGUUUUGUUCUGACCAUUGUUUAUGAUCAAAACAAAUUAGAAACCAAAUUUUGAUGUUUUUACAUAUGCUAAAAACAAAAACUCCAUUGUUGCUCACUCAUUGUUUUUUGUCCUAUAGCCAUUUUGUAAGCAAAUGGAUAUUGGUAGAAUGGUAUUCAAGAAUGUUUUGUGUGUUUGAGUAAGUCUCAAUACAAACGUAACACAAAUACAUUAUCCAAA